AUGGCCAAGUGCUACAUCCUAGCAUCUAUCUCAAAUGUUCUACAGCAUCAAAUGCAGGAUGUAGAACUAGCUUCGGACAUUGUGCUAAGUUUUAAGGAGAUGUUUGGUGAGCAAGGCUAUUCUGCAAGGCAAGAAAACAUAAGACAAAUUUAUAAUACCAAAAUGGCUGAAGCGGCAGAAGGUAUUCCUAGUACAUUUAGUGUUGAUGCCAAUAUGGCUGAAGCUUCUACUUCUCAACCUAAGUUGAAAGGCAAGGGUAAGAAAAAGAAGAAGAAGGACUUCACCAAGCAAAAGGGUAAACAAAUUGCCUUAGGGGUUGCCGACAAAGGAAAGAAGAUCAAAGGAAAGUGUUUCCAUUGUGGUGAGAAAGGACAUUGGAAGAGGAAUUGUCCAAAAUUCAGGGCUACUAAUAAUAAGGGAGACCAGAAAGCUUAA
This is a messenger RNA of Quercus lobata, 435 nucleotides long. RefSeq lists its product as uncharacterized. The record is from RefSeq and is a predicted model, not a curated record. Lineage: Eukaryota; Viridiplantae; Streptophyta; Magnoliopsida; Fagales; Fagaceae. The transcript has 3 exons. Gene Ontology annotation, molecular function: nucleic acid binding; zinc ion binding. Bases 1 to 435 code for a protein of 144 amino acids.